ACACACGAUCUCGUAUACCGAGAAAAUAAAAAUAUUGUUCGGCAGAAGUAGAAGUGAAGUGGCCAAGGCGAAAUUCGCCACGGCAGUGUUCUUACAGGAUCAUCGUAUACCUUACACAUACGAGAUUAGUUAUUCUUUCAUUAUUUCAUUACCUAAUUAUAAAUUAUCAAGUCCGGUCCGGUUUGUUUGUACAGUGGAUGAACGUAGUUUAUUAAAUACCAAUUGACAACUUUCAACAUUACCCAAGGGAUUCCAAGUAGUUAUAAGUACUUAGGUUUUUAAAAAUGACGUUAAAAGAUCGUGUUGUACUCCUAUAAAUGCAACAAAAAAGCAACAACAAAAUCGACUAAAAAGUACAAAUAAUUCGACAUGACGGUGGGUCCGAAUUUGCUUGUCUGCAGGCUAUCCAUUUUUUCGGCAAUGGUAGCCGCAACUGUGACUUUAAUUUAUUUGGCUCCUGUUCCUGACCAAAGCUAUAAAAACUGUGAUCGUCCUUGCCAUGACCUCGACUGGCCAAUGAUUUGUAGAUUUAAAUUAAUAAUAGAGAAAUUACCUACGCCUGUGAUAUGCCGUGAUUGCCACAAUUGUUCCUUCUGUUCCUCGUCGAGCAACGCACCCCGAGAACUCGUCGCAUUGAAUCGACAGUUUCCAGGACCUUCCAUGCACGUCUGCCACAACGACGUGGUGAUAGUGGACGUGGUGAAUAAAUUGCAAGGCCAGAGCGUGACCUUCCAUUGGCGCGGUCAAACGAACGUCGAAACGCCUUUCAUGGACGGAGUACCGUCGGUGACGCAAUGCCCCAUCGGGCCUUACACCACGUUCCAGUACAAGUUCAGGGCGUCUUCGUCAGGCACUCAUUCCUAUCACGCGUUUUCCGAUUCGGACAGAUCUAGCGGCGCAUUCGGGGCUUUGAUCGUCCGCAAACCCGAAAAACUGGACGAGUACCGGCAGAUAUUCGACGUGGACAACGAGGAGCACGUGCUGGUGCUAUCAGAAUCCGACGAUUCGGUGUUGAUAAACGGAGCCGGACCGAAAGACAAGCCUCUUAAUUUGCGCGUGAAGAAUGGCAGCAGCAAUAGGUUUAGAGUUAUUUACGCCAGCGGUAGUGGCUGCCCGAUGACGCUAUCCAUCAAAAACCACCCGCUGAACGUGAUUUAUGUUGAGGGAAAUCCCAUCAAAUCGUCGAAGGUGUCUUCGAUACAGCUAAUAAAAGGGGAAACUAUUGAUUUCGUGUUGAUGGCUAACAAAUCUCCCGGAUCGUAUAAAUUAGAAGUGAGAUCGAAUUGCAACGCUAAAAGUCUAAUCGGAAAAGCCAUUUUAACAUACGAAGGAAUUUCCCAAGAGGUAAACGCUGACGAGGAGGAGGCGUCGUCUAAAUCCGGCGAGGAAGACUGCGAUGCCGGAAAUGGAAAAACCUGCUUGCAGGAAUUCCAAAAUACGGAGGAAAUGGAUAAAGACUUGUUGACCGUCCAUCGAAGGAUUUACCUCGGAUUCGAUAGCGUAGGGGUAAAAGCAGCUAAAGGAAACGCCGACGCUCGUCUUCGUCAAUUUAGAACAAAUAAUAUAUCGUUCCUGUUUCCGCCAUCCCCGAUCCUCACCCAACCGACCGACGUUCCCGUCGAUCUUAUGUGCAACGAAUCCCAUUUGCCCGACAGGUGCAAGGACGAGGAGAGUUGCGAUUGCGUGCACUUAGAGCACAUUCCCUUGGAUAGCAGCACGGAGAUCGUGCUCGUGGAUCAAGGUGGAGAGGAAGAAGAUGGUUACAUAUUCCAUUUGCACGGCUACAAGUUUUAUCAAGUUGGCACAAAGAUAUUGGAUCAACCAAUGUCUAAAUCGGAAGUGGAAGCAUUGGAUUCUAAUUUCGAUUUCAUAAAGCGCAAUUUGAAAAAUCCGCUGAUUAAAAGCACCGUGAGAGUGCCCAAAAAUGGAGUAGUUGCCAUCAGAUUCAUGGCAAAGAACCCAGGUUUCUGGCUCCUUAGAGACGAGAAUGCUCAAGGGUGGACCAGAGGUAUGGAUAUUUUAUUCCAAGUCGGCGAUACCGGUGACAUCGUGGCUACGCCGAGUAACUUUCCAGUUUGCGGCAACUUUGUAGGUCCCGAUUUCUUUUUACUGUAAAUAAAUAGCUCAAUAUUUACCUGUCUCCUAUUUUUUCUACGAGAACUAUUUUUGUGCAAAAGUCGUAGAAAUAUUUUGUGUAUACGUAAACACAAAUUUCUAAAUAAGGAUCAGUAAUCUCCUAAACAAAUACGCUCCCGGAUAUGUGAUACUUUAAUAUUACAUGUAGUUUCCGGUGCUUAUGUUGAAGUGGAAAUACUGUAUAAAAAUUAUGCAGGAUAAUUAUACUGUAGGUGGAAAAUAUAAAUAAAAACGAAUAUAAACUCACAAUCGAGGCCUAAUCAGGAUCAUGAAUUUAGUACGUUACUCCUGCUUAGUAACAAUGAGAAAUAUAUAUUAAACUCAAAAUCAUGAUAACCCCUAUUAAGCUAAUCAAUAUUUAAAAUUGCCUUUCGAUAUAGCGUAUUAAAAAUAUUUGAUUUGUGUCUACGUUUGGUGUUUUUUAAUCAAGUUAAAUUAUUACCUACUCAUAAUUACUCUGUAAAGUAAACUCUACAGAACGUUGCCAGGCAUGAAGGUAUUUGCUAAAAAUCACAAGUUUAAAAUUUAUUAGCUACAAUAAAAUCACAUAAGAUAGGAAUUAGUAAUAAUGCCUAAUAUUCAGCCUAAAAUAUAGAUACUUUAGAAAUCAUAAAUGUCUAGAAGUCUCCAGUUUAGAUUCAUAUCCAUAGAUAUUUUUAAUUGUAGCUAGUUUUAUGAAAUUACUCUAGUCAAAACUAAUAGGUACCUAGAUUAAAAUAAAUCCCUAUUCUAUCCAGUAAUGUUAGGGCGAUUAUAUGAAGCUUUUUGUUGUAAAUUUUAUUUUUAGUACGAAUAAAAUUAUCGAAGAGGGUUGUUUGUAAAUAGAUCUUUUUGUUUCAA
Molecule: messenger RNA, 2976 nt
Organism: Phyllotreta striolata
Lineage: Eukaryota; Metazoa; Arthropoda; Insecta; Coleoptera; Chrysomelidae
Source: the annotation of a GenBank genome assembly